UUCUCACACAGUCCUCAGCUGCCACCACCCUGCUGCUGAGGAGCACACAGGUCCCUGUUUGAGCUUCAGCGCUAAGCCUCCUCUCUCCAUCAUACCUCAGAUUCCCCCGCCCCCUUUCUUUCUCAUUUGCUGGUUUCUCCCAGGAUUUCCACGAAAUCACUCACACCCAUCGCUAUUUCUCUCGAGCCCCAAUCCCCCACCUUCCCUCUCGUCCUUCUCCUGCCCUCCUCCUCCAUGCCUCCCUUGCUGCUUAACUAGAAACAAAAGUGAGUUUGUUUUGUGGGGAAGAGGAUACUGGAGGAGACCCACAGCCAGGGUAGCAGCCACAGAAGCAGGCUGGGGCCAGAGGCAGCACCAACCUCCGGAGACUCCAGCGCUCAGCUGUUCCAGGGAGCAGGGUCUCCAGCUGCUGAGCAGCUGCAGGACAUCCUGGGGGAGGAAGAUGAGGCUCCCAACCCCACCCUCUUCACAGAGAUGGACACUCUACAGCAUGAUGGGGACCAGAUGGAGUGGAAGGAGUCAGCCAGGUGGAUAAAAUUUGAAGAAAAGGUAGAGGAAGGAGGAGAACGAUGGAGCAAGCCCCAUGUGUCCACGCUGUCCCUGCACAGUCUCUUUGAGCUCCGCACCUGCCUGCAGACAGGGACAGUGCUACUGGAUCUGGACAGCUGCUCCCUACCACAGAUCAUAGAUGAUGUCAUUGAGAAGCAGAUAGAGGAUGGACUUCUGCGACCUGAGCUCCGGGAGAGGGUCAGCUACGUGCUCCUGAGGAAGCAUCGUCACCAAACCAAGAAGCCCAUCCACCGUUCCCUUGCAGACAUCGGGAAGUCGGUUUCCACGACGAACCGAAGCUCUGCCCGGAGCUCCUCAGCAGGCCCAACUCUGCACCGCUCCACUGAGGACCUGAGGAUUCGACAAAGCACCAGCUAUGGUCAUCUGUGUCAUGCCCAGAGUAGAAGCAUGAAUGACAUCUCUCAUACCCCAAACACAGACCAGCGGAAAAACAAAUUCAUGAAGAAGAUUCCCAAGGACUCAGAAGCUUCCAACGUGCUCGUGGGCGAGGUGGACUUCCUGGACCAGCCAUUCAUUGCAUUUGUUCGUCUUGUCCAGUCUGCCAUGCUGGGAGGGGUGACAGAGGUGCCUGUCCCCACCAGAUUUCUGUUCAUACUAUUAGGACCUUCCGGGAGAGCAAAGUCCUAUAAUGAGAUUGGCCGAGCCAUCGCAACCCUCAUGGUGGAUGAUCUAUUCAGCGAUGUGGCUUAUAAAGCUCGGAACCGAGAAGAUCUGAUCGCAGGGAUUGAUGAAUUUCUAGACGAGGUCAUUGUCCUUCCCCCUGGAGAGUGGGACCCAAACAUCAGAAUUGAGCCACCCAAGAAAGUUCCCUCAGCUGACAAGAGGAAAUCUGUGUUCUCUCUGGCAGAGCCGGGCCAGAUGAAUGGCUCUGUGGGCGGAGGCGGAGCCUCGGCUGGAGGAGGCGGCAGUGGCGGAGGGGCUGGAGGCAGCGGGGCUGGCGGAGUGGGCAGUGGCGACGAAGCUGAGAUGCCAGCUAUGCACGAAAUCGGGGAGGAGCUGAUCUGGACCGGAAGGUGCCCGCUCCACACCUGGCAGAGAGCCUGCUGUCCUGAACCCUUCCUUCUUCCGGUCCUGUUAGCGAUCCUCUCGCUGCUGUGUGCAGCGCCCCUUAGGGACGGGGAUCUGACCACUGCAGUCGUCCCGCACUCUAGUGAAUCGUGUGGCUCUGACAGAAUUGUGUGGGGUGAGAUGAACAGAAGGAUCCCACCCGUGAGGAAGGAACCGAAACAUUUCUCUAGGCAUUCUUUAGUAAUUGUAUCCUAUAGCGGCAGAAACAACGUAUCACAAGCAAGGUUCUUUGGAGGACUGUGUCUGGAUGUCAAGAGGAAGCUGCCCUGGUUCCCAAGCGACUUCUAUGAUGGCUUCCACCUCCAGUCCAUCUCUGCUGUUCUGUUCAUCUACCUCGGCUGUAUUACCAACGCGAUCACCUUUGGUGGGCUUCUGGGGGAUGCCACAGACAACUACCAGGGAGUAAUGGAGAGCUUCCUGGGCACUGCCAUGGCUGGCAGCUUGUUCUGCCUCUUCUCGGGGCAGCCUCUUAUCAUCCUCAGCAGCACAGGACCCAUCCUCAUCUUUGAGAAGCUCCUCUUUGACUUCAGCAAGGCCAAUGGCCUGGACUACAUGGAGUUCCGCCUCUGGAUUGGUCUUCACUCAGCCAUCCAGUGCCUUAUUCUGGUGGCCACAGAUGCCAGCUUUAUCAUCAAGUAUAUCACCCGCUUCACCGAAGAGGGCUUCUCCACCCUCAUCAGCUUCAUCUUCAUCUACGACGCCAUCAAAAAGAUGAUUGGUGCCUUCAAAUACUAUCCCAUUAACACGGACUUCAAGCCUGACUUCAUCACCACCUACAAAUGCGAGUGCGUCGCUCCUGACACAGACGGAGGCGGUAGGAGAGAAGGGUUCAUAGACGAAAACUGGACUUCAAGCCUAUCAGCAGCCUGGGCUGGGAUCAUGGCUCCAAGCAUAAGCUCUGAAACCUUAGUGAACACAACCACGGUCAAUGCCUCAGCCCCACUGGCACCAAACACCAACACGUCUCUGUACACCCCCCUUAACCUCACAGCGCUGGACUGGUCCCUGCUGAGCAAGAAGGAGUGCCUGAGCUACGGCGGGCGCCUGCUCGGGAGCUCCUGCCAGUUCGUCCCAGACCUGGCGCUCAUGUCCUUCAUCCUUUUCUUUGGGACUUACUCCAUGACCUUGACUCUGAAGAAAUUCAAGUUCAGCCGCUAUUUUCCCACCAAGGUCCGGACCCUGGUGGCUGACUUCUCCAUUGUAUUCUCCAUCCUGCUUUUCUGUGGAAUCGAUGCCUGUUUUGGCCUGCAGACCCCAAAGCUGCACGUGCCUAGUGUCAUUAAGCCCACAAGGCCCGACCGAGGCUGGUUCGUUGCCCCCUUUGGGAAGAACCCUUGGUGGGUGUACCCUGCCAGCAUCCUGCCGGCCCUGCUGGUGACCAUCCUGAUCUUCAUGGACCAGCAGAUCACCGCAGUCAUUGUCAACCGGAAGGAGAACAAGCUGAGGAAGGCCGCUGGCUACCAUCUGGACCUGUUCUGGGUAGGCAUCCUCAUGGCUCUGUGCUCCUUCACCGGGCUCCCCUGGUACGUGGCUGCCACGGUCAUCUCCAUCGCCCACAUCGACAGCCUCAAGAUGGAGACGGAGACCAGUGCCCCGGGGGAACAGCCCCAGUUCCUGGGGGUCAGGGAGCAGAGAGUUACUGGAGUCAUGGUCUUCAUCCUGACAGGCAUCUCCGUCUUCCUGGCUCCUAUCCUGAAGUACAUCCCCAUGCCAGUGCUCUAUGGAGUCUUCCUCUACAUGGGUGUGGCCUCCCUGAAUGGCAUCCAGUUCUGGGAACGCUGUAAGCUUUUCCUCAUGCCAGCCAAGCACCAGCCGGACCACGCUUUCCUGCGCCACGUGCCCCUUCGCCGCAUUCACCUGUUCACCCUGGUGCAGAUCCUCUGCCUGGCCCUGCUCUGGAUCCUUAAGUCAACCAUGGCUGCCAUCAUCUUCCCGGUCAUGAUCCUGGGCCUUAUCAUUGUUCGAAGGCUCCUGGACUUGAUUUUCUCCCAGCAUGACCUGGCCUGGAUUGACAAUAUCCUCCCAGAGAAGGACAAAAAGGAGACAGACAAGAAGAAGAAGAGAAGGAAAGAGGUCCAUGAGACGGCAGAGAAGGAGGUGGCAAUGCCCCAGUUCCUUCCUCCCUCAGUUGUAAAGAUCCCCAUGGAAGGUAUCCCAUCUGAUCCCCAAAACGGUAUCCACUGUGUUGCCAAUGAUGAGGAUGCUGUGCCCGGGAGAAAUAAAAAGAACUGGCCAAGAGCAUGGGAACGCCACCAUGUGCAGACACCCCUUUCCCGAAAAAGAUCUUCCAGUUGGAGUUACUCUCUCUGACUCCUCCAUCAGUGGCUCAGAACUGGAUCGAAGCAUCACCCUGCAUUUCAAAAUCUCUUGCCCGGCUUCACCUGCUUUCAGCUACUCACGGAGUCCGGUCUUCAUGGUGCCGCAGGUGAGGAUAGAGAUGGAAUCUGAGCUCAACCUCACAGACGACGACGAGGAGGACUAUGGGAGAGAGGUGGGCGGGGAGACCACCCUCUAGUCCAGCGCUGCUCUUCCAGACUGGGGGCAGGGGAAAGCCUGGCUGGCUUCAUCUAGAGGGUGUCAAGCCUUACACCUGCUUCCUUACCCACCGACCAGAGAGACAACUGGAGGCCUUUCAGGGACCUCCGACAUAGACACAGCGCUCCCCCCUUCCCCUUGCAGUUCUGAAAAUACCGAAAACAUACAGCUUAAAAUGCCACCCACCAUAGAUAUAACCUUUCUCGUGAAAAGAAUAAAAAUGUUUUCCAAAGUUACAAAUAAGGCAAGUGGCCAGUGGUGGACUUACAUUUAAAAUAUAAACUGAUUUAGUCUUCUCUAUGUAAGACAAAUGCCAGUUUAGUAUCUUUCAAAGGUUUGAUUGAUGUCUAAGUGACUUGAUGGUAUUGAAGGUCUGAAUGAGUCCUGCAGGUUUGCACGGUAGGACAUGGCUUUCACCUCCUUCUCCUUGAAGUCCUCUGUUCAGUGGGCUUGGCUUUUUAAGUGUGGCUGGGCCUUCCACACACUGAAUAGCCAGCUCUAAAAUUAUUGCUGUUAGAAUCUGUGUAUUAGUGGAUUGUUUUUGAGAUGGGUUCUCACUGUGUACCCUCAGCUUUCCUGGAAAGCCAGCUAGCCUCAGAAUUCAGAGACCCACCUGUCUCUGAGAUUAAAGGCAUGUGCCGCCACAUCUGGCUCUGAGUGGAUUGUUUUUAAGGCAAAAUAGUGCCCAUUAGCUGAACUCUUAAGUCACAUUAGGUCAACCAAAUGACCCUUUAAGUUUGUCACUGGCUUCAUAACCUGGAGUCCAUCUACUUGAUGAUGUAUUUGAGUAGGUCCUCUCUCUCCCUGCACAAUUUUGCAAUAGCUAAAGCCCAAAUUUCCAAUCUCAAGAACAUUGCAUGCUAGGCAGCUAAUGUUUGUAAUCAAAGGAGUACUUUAUACCAGUGGUUGGAAGAGGCACCAUUCCCAGCUGGGGUAAGACUGCCAGCUCUUCACUGAUCCAAACCCUUUCCAACACAAAACUGUUCAUCUUCCUCUGCACCAAUCCUGGGAGAACUAACGGCAUCCACAUUUCAAUCUCACUGAUCUGUAGUAGCACUCUCUCCAGAUGAUUAAACUGUAGCAUCGUUACGGACUCACUCUCUCCAGAUUAAACUGUAGCAUCGUUACGGACUCACUCUCUCCAGAUUAAACUGUAGCAUCGUUACGGACUCACUCUCUCCAGAUUAAACUGUAGCAUCGUUACGGACUCGGAGAGAAGCGUGCUUCCAGUAACCAAAUGAGCUGGAGAACCAGUUAGCUUUUAAAAGGCUGAUCAUUCUGUCUCAGUUUUACCUUAAAUACCGUUUAUAUUUUGUGUACACGUGAACACUUUCACUGGUGUAUUACCCUUCCAUUCACUUAGGAGUUUCUUUCAUCUCUAAUGUAAACUGCUCUUCAAUAAAGCCUCAAUCGUGUCUGCUUACCUUA
Molecule: messenger RNA, 5601 nt
Organism: Mus musculus (house mouse)
Lineage: Eukaryota; Metazoa; Chordata; Mammalia; Rodentia; Muridae
Gene: Slc4a5
Product: solute carrier family 4, sodium bicarbonate cotransporter, member 5
Exons: 27
Coding region: 475-3948 (1157 amino acids)
Biological process (GO): sodium ion transmembrane transport; monoatomic anion transmembrane transport; monoatomic anion transport
Cellular component (GO): basolateral plasma membrane; membrane; apical plasma membrane
Molecular function (GO): sodium:bicarbonate symporter activity; solute:inorganic anion antiporter activity; monoatomic anion transmembrane transporter activity
Source: RefSeq, a predicted model, not a curated record